This is a messenger RNA of Sitophilus oryzae (rice weevil), 3104 nucleotides long. It is a transcript of the gene pyx, whose product is annotated as transient receptor potential channel pyrexia. NCBI's taxonomy places the organism in Eukaryota, Metazoa, Arthropoda, Insecta, Coleoptera, Curculionidae. The coding region runs from base 299 to 2965 and encodes 888 amino acids. The transcript has 7 exons. Gene Ontology annotation, molecular function: protein binding. The record is from RefSeq and is a predicted model, not a curated record.
UGGGAAAUUUAAAAGUUUAUAAAAAGCUAUAAUUAGAUGAAAAAAGACGGCAAGGGAUUCUUGAGUAAUUAUUUGAAAAAUGUUCAGUCCGGUUAAAGCUUCCAACGAACGCAACAGCUCUACGCAAAACACACAUAAUAAAGCGCGGCAUUUAUUUUUUUCAUAAAAAAGUUUUAUCAAACAAUUGAAAAAGUGUAAUAGAAGUGUGAAAUUGGUUUAAUAUUGAUAAGUUUUCUUUUGUGAUGUGAUUCCAAUAGAAUACAACAAAUAGGAUUAAAAAACUGCAAGACAAACAGCAAUGAUUAUGGACAAAGCAUCCAGAAUAUUCACACUGGACGACGAACAAAUGAGAUGGAAAGACGCCAAAAUAAACAUAGAAGACACAUCUCUGGAUGUUUCUAGCGAAGACAGCGCUUCCAGUCAAUAUGAAAACGAACCCAGGAUUCGAGUGACCCCUGCCCAAGAAAUAUGGAACCCAGAUGACGUAUGGAAGGAAUUACAGGCGUAUCCCAAUACAGAAGGUUUAAAAGAACUAAUACUUUCAGAUGACUUAGAAAAUACUUUAUUAAAAAAUAAAGAUAUUGCAUUUUUGUUGGCAGCAUGGGCUGGAAAGUUGGAUAUAAUGCAUGCUCUUUUCAGUAAAGGCGUGUCAGUUAAUGUGAAAGAUAAACUAAAUCGUACAGCUCUACAUUUUGCCUCGUACGCUGGCCAUGCUGAAUGCGCUCUGUUCUUACUACAAAACGGCGCAGAAAUCGGUGAAAAAACCGAAGAAGGCUCACUCACUCCCCUGCACUGCGCAGCUGCGAUGGGUCACUUGAGCUGCGUGAAGCUGCUCAUCAAACACGGCGCAAACGUCAACGCGGGGAUAGAGAAGAAAAGCCCUUUGCACUACGCAGUACAAAAUAUGGCGGUGGACUGCGUGAAGGAACUGUUGGAGAACAAGGCUAUACCAAAUACGCCACAGGUUUAUAGUGAAACCCCUCUUCAUAUAGCAGCUGCUUUGGGCAAUCACGAAAGCGUAGAGCUGCUGAUAAACUACGGAGCAGCUGUCAACGUGCAAAGCGGUCCCGACAGAAUGACACCGAUACAUCUAGCCGCCGAGCAGGGUUAUAACAGCUGCAUCAAGCUGUUGGUCGAAGCUAGGGGAAUGGCGAAUUGUAUGAACCGGAAGUUACAGACUCCACUACACUUGGCUGCGUUGAAUCAGUGCGUGGAGACAGUGGAUAUACUUUUAAAGAAUUGCGCCAAUCCCAACUCACCCGACGUGGACGGUCGCACACCCCUCCACUGCUCCGUGGUCAACGUGCAGCGUUCCUGCGACCUCGUGCGCAGCCUCCUCAGCGCAGGAGCCGAUCCCAAUCGAUCGGACUUAUUCGGCUACACUCCGAUGCACUUGGCUGCGCUGCACGAAUUCUCCAAAUGCGUGACGUUGUUGCUAGAGUAUGGUGGUGACGUCACGGCCAGGACUAAAGGUGGUAUUUCGGUGUUAAAUUUUGUCACAAAGAAGACGCCCGAAGUAAUACCGCAGUAUAUUUCGAAAUUUGACAACUCCAUUCGUCUGAAUGAACACGACCUCGGAGACGUAGACUGUCAACUCAAACUUGACUUCCGCAUCUUAGUCCCGACCAUGGGCAACCAAGAAACAGCCCUAUUGGUCAAUUUCAUCGAAGUCGGACACAAAGAAGUCCUUGAACAUCCACUCUGCAAAACCUUUCUUCUCCUAAAAUGGCAAGUUAUGCGCAAAUUCUUUUUCCUCAUCUUCUUCUACAAACUGAUCUUCAACAUAUUCUUCGCAGCGUAUAUCAUAGCGAUAUAUUUGAAGGACUGUCCUUCAGCUAGGAGAGGACAGCAACCACAAACCUGUCUUGCUUCUCCCUACGCUAUUAACAUAGGUUACGUUGUUUUGAUUCUGAAUACCCUCUUGGUUUUGAAAGAAAUGUUCCAGAUUUUUCACGACUGGAAGACUUAUAUUAAAGAAUGGGAAAAUUGGUUACAGUGGGCUACAAUAAUCACAGUUUUUUGUUGUGUCCAGCCUGUACCAGACAUGAAAAUAAAAGAAGACAUUUAUAACUGGCAACAUCAUGUGGCAGCUAUCAGUAUCUUCCUCAGUGAGCUAGAACUCAUGAUGAUAGUUGGCAGAUUCCCAGCCUUUGGUAUAUAUGUCCAAAUGUUAACGACAGUUUCACUAAAUUUCACAAAAUGCAUGUGUGCAUAUUUUUCCUUAUUUGUUGCAUUCACUCUAUCAUUUGGAGUAAUAUUCCCGAACUACCCAGCUUUCAGAGACCUAAAAUGGGUCUUUAUUAAAGUAAUAAUAAUGAUGUCUGGAGAACUGGAAUAUGAAGACGUUUUUUUCUCUGAUACCUUCGACAUAAAGUACCCAGUCACAGCACAUUUUGCAUAUUUAGGCUUUGUAUUACUUGUUACAGUUAUCCUAACAAACCUGAUGGUAGGUCUGGCUGUCAGCGAUAUACAGGGACUUCAAAAAAGCGCGGUUCUGCAUAGAUUAGUGAGACAAGCAACUUUAACAGCUCAUUUAGAGAGUAUGCUGUUUUCAAAAUUACUCAGAUGGGCUCCAGAAAAACUGAUGACAUUUCUACAUGAUCAAGCUUUAUUACUGAGAUCUCAAAGAAAUUGGACAAUGGACAUCAGACCUAAUGACCCCAGAGAAACAAAAAUACCAAAAAAUUUGAUAAAGAGCAUUUAUCAGUUGGUUUGGAACAAAAAAGAAAACAAGAGACAAAGAUCGACAAGGAAAAGCUUCUACGCCCCUCAACUUUCUAACAAACGAUUAUACAAAAAAUACAGAUAUGACAAAAAUUGUGCGGCAUCCAUGUUGCAAAUUGAAAAAGAAAUUGUUUUAGAGAUAAAUAAAAUUAUUAAAGAAAAAUUCGAUCGGUUUAGUAGUGAUCGUUCUUUUUCUAAUAAUAAUGAUGAAAAUAAUGUAAGUUUUAAUAGUUCAGAUUAGUUUGUAAUAAGUUGUAAUAUUUACCAGUAAGUCACACGUAUAUUCAUCUCCAUUAUCAAGGGUAAUGUUGACAAUAUUGCCUUCGUAAUCAGGCAAACCAUAUUUUGUAACUUUGGCAUUAUAAAGGACGUUUACAUUA